GGGCUGCCUCUGGCCAUGAAGAAUGCAGGCAUCAUCGUGGGUCCUAUCAGUCUGCUGGUGGUAGGUGUCAUGAUUAUACACUGUAUGGACAUCCUAGUGAAGUGUGCUCACCACUUCUGCCACAAGAUGCAAAAGCCCUUUGUGGACUACGGAGAUACUGUGAUGUAUGGACUGGAAGCCAGUCCCUUCCUCUGGCUUCGUAACCAUUCCAUGUGGGCAAGGUACCUCGUGAGGUCCUUGCUAAUCAUUACUCAGCUGGGUUUCUGCAGUGUGUAUUUUUUGUUUCUGGCUGACAACUUUAAACAGGUGGAAGAAACCGCUUCCAUCAGCAACAAGUGCCAGCAAAAUAAGACGACAGAGGAGAUGCUGCCUUAUCUUCAUUUGCACCUCUACAUGCUCACCUUCCUACCUUUUAUGAUCCUUCUGGUGUUUUUCCAUGACCUCCUGAUGCUAGCCAUCUUCUCCACUGUGGGCAAUAUUGCCAUCCUGGGGAGUAUGGCCUUGAUCUUCAGUUACAUUAUACAGGACAUACCAAAUCCUAAGAACCUGCCCUGGUCAGCAAAUUGGCAGACAUACACCCUGUUCUUUGGGACAGCCGUAUUUUCACUCGAAGGCAUUAGUGUGAUUCUCCCUCUUGAAAACCAAAUGAAGUAUCCUAAUAAUUAUGUUGUGAUCCUGUACAUAGUGAUGCCCAUCAUCAUUAUUCUCUAUAUCAGCCUGGGAACCCUGGGCUACAUGAAAUUUGGAGAAGACAUUCAGGCCAGCAUAAUCCUCAACCUGCCCAACUGUUGGUUAUAUCAGUCUGUCAAGAUUCUCCAUUCCAUUGGAAUUUUUUUCACCUACGCCUUGCAGUUCUGUGUUCCUGCGGAGAUCAUCAUCCCCCUUGUCAUGUCCUGGGCACCACAACGAAGUGAAUUGUUGGUUGACUUGUCUGUCCGUGCAUUCAUGGUCUGUAUGACAUAUAUAUUUGCCAUGCUGAUCCCCCAAAUGGAGCUGGUCACUGUGCUGCUGGGUUCUGCAAGUUGUAGUGUUCUGGCUCUGAUCAUCCCACCACUCCUAGAGAUCUGUACCUAUUACUCGGAUGGUUUAAGCUCCUUCAUCAUUAUUAAGGAUCUCUUUAUCAGUAUCCUGGGCAUUCUUGGGUGUAUAAUGGGGACCUACCAAGCCUUCUAUGAAAUAAUCCACCAGAAUUUUUUCAGUUCCUCACAGAAUUCCACCAGGCCAAUUAUCUACUUUUAA
This is a messenger RNA of Vombatus ursinus (common wombat), 1239 nucleotides long. RefSeq names its product proton-coupled amino acid transporter 1-like. Bases 16 to 1239 code for a protein of 407 amino acids. Gene Ontology annotation, molecular function: glycine transmembrane transporter activity; L-alanine transmembrane transporter activity; L-proline transmembrane transporter activity. NCBI's taxonomy places the organism in Eukaryota, Metazoa, Chordata, Mammalia, Diprotodontia, Vombatidae. Gene Ontology annotation, cellular component: vacuolar membrane. Gene Ontology annotation, biological process: L-alanine transport; glycine transport; proton transmembrane transport. The record is from RefSeq and is a predicted model, not a curated record. The transcript has 9 exons.